AUGGCGACGAGCAGGCUGAGGCACUGCCCACGACAGAAUGGUGGCAACCGGAGUAUCACGUCGGGGCGAGAUGUGCUGUAUGGCCUCAGUCUGCUGGGCACAGUCCCUGACAGCGUCACCACACAGGACAGCCUUGGAGAUGGGAGCGUCGAGAUUAGAUCCGAACCUGCUCUUGCUUCUCGGUCUUCUUCUGUGCUCUGUGGCAUUGCUCUUCGUGACGGGUGUGAUUCUGUGCACCACAUUCAAGGUGGAGCUGCCUUGUGGGUCAGGAAUGUGUUUCCAUUCCUCUACAAAACCACAGCUGGUGAUGGUAAGCAGUAUGAUGCAUACAUCACCUAUCCCAGAGUCCUCGAGGGCUCAAGUGAAAAGGCUGAGAUUUUUGCGAUAAGCACUUUGCCGCAGGUUUUGGAGGGCCAGCACGGUUAUAAGCUGUUCAUCCUGGGCCGGGACGGCCUGCCUGGGGAAGCUGUGGUGGACGUGGUGCAGGACGCUCUGAGCCGCUGUCGCAGACUGCUGCUGCUCUACACGGCGUCGUCUCUCUGCAGCCCAGAGGCGCAGGACUGGGCCGAGCAGCAGACGGGUCUGUACCAAGUGCUGGUUGAGGACUCCAUGAGUGUGGUGCUGCUGGAGCUGGAGGAGAUCCACCAGCCGCUGCGCCUGCCUCACACAGUGCGCCUCCUCAAGCACAAACAGGGAGCUAUGCAGGCCUGGAAGAGAAGGAAGAGGUGGCCAUUCUGGGAUAGGAAGUCAGAGGAGCGUGUGAACUCUCUGGAGCCCUCUGGUCAAGUUGAGUAA
Molecule: messenger RNA, 795 nt
Organism: Carassius carassius (crucian carp)
Lineage: Eukaryota; Metazoa; Chordata; Actinopteri; Cypriniformes; Cyprinidae
Product: interleukin-1 receptor type 1-like
Exons: 4
Coding region: 1-795 (264 amino acids)
Biological process (GO): signal transduction
Source: RefSeq, a predicted model, not a curated record